UCUGGUCUGUGUAAACAGCCUCAAAUCUGGUGACCAAACUCACUUGUUCAGCAUGAGCAGCACAGACGAUAUUCCUUAUCAUACUAGCCCAGAGGACUACAGCUUGUCUGACCAUGGUUUUACUCCAAAGAGGAAGAAAUCUCCGCCAGCAUGGGACUCAUUACCAGUUGAUGUACAGGAGGAAAUAGGAUGCAUGUAUGAAUUUUUACCAGAAAUUGCUGAGCACUUUGUUGUUCUAAACAAAAUAGGAGAAGGAACAUUCAGCUCAGUUUUCCUGGCUAAACUAAAACACUACAGUGAGGUGAAACAGUUGUUUGCUUUGAAGCACAUCAUCCCAACCAGCCAUCCUAGUCGAAUUGAGGGCGAGCUCAAAUGUCUACAAGAAAUUGGUGGCUGUGACAAUGUGAUGGGUGUAGAGCUGUGUAUCAGGAACAAAGAUCAUGUCGUCAUUGUAAUGCCUUACUUUCCACAUGAAAAGUUUCAGGACUACGUCCAGACACUCUGUGUGCCUGAAGUAAGGGACUACAUGAGGAACCUGCUAUUAGCCCUGCGUCGAGUACACCAGUUUGAUAUCAUCCAUAGAGACGUCAAACCAAGCAACUUCUUGUACAACCAAAAAACAAAACAAUAUGCAUUGGUAGAUUUUGGAUUGGCUCAUAAAGCUCCAAUAUCACAGGCAGACUUGGCAGAGAGUCACCGCAAGAUAUCACAGUCUACACCUGUCAGCAGUAAUGGAAGUAAUCCAUUAUCUCCUUCAAAAAGAAAAGUUCUCACUCCUACGCAGGAACUCAACUUAAAGAACAUUCAAGUAGAUACAAGAAAAAUCGGACAGACACCUUCACCAGGAUUUACAAAGCUAGAACACUCACAGACAAUAAAAUGUCGGCAGUUCACUCCUCCUACUCCAGACAUAGGCAACAAAGUUUUCACAAAAAGAGUGAAAUCUCCACGCAGAAUGCUUCUGGCAAAAAGAGCCUUAAUGAAGGAAAGGGAAGGAACCCUGACAAGGGUUGGGUCAUCACAUCAGGGUCAGUCAGCGGGGUUGUCAACCUGUCAGUGUUUUGGACAACCUAUAGUGUGUACCAUGUGUACAGCCAGGAGUAACCAGCAGGCUCCAAGGGCUGGAACACCAGGCUUCAGGUCCCCAGAGGUCUUGAUGAAGUGCCCAGAUCAAUCUACAGCGGUGGACAUAUGGUCAGCAGGGGUGAUAUUUCUGUCCCUCCUCAGUGGCCGGUAUCCAUUCUUUAGGGCUAAUGAUGACCUGACAGCUCUUGCUCAGAUCAUCAGUAUCAUGGGCAGUGAAGAAGUGAUAGCUUCCGCCACAACUUAUGGUAAGAAUCUACUGUGUAAUCCACCAACACAAGCUUUGAAUCUAAAGAAUUUGUGUAAUAGACUGAGAACAGGUCCAAAUUGUAGACAGAAUCGUUCAAGUAGCAAAAACAAUCAACAGGAUGAAGUUAAAUUCUUACAGUCCUGGGCCAGUCUUCCUGAUUCAGCGUUUGAUCUUCUUCACAAACUAUUGGAUUUAAAUCCUUCCACAAGAAUUACAGCAGAGGAGGCUCUCGUCCACCCUUUCUUCUCAGUGUCAUGA
Messenger RNA from Ylistrum balloti, 1591 nucleotides. Its product is annotated as cell division cycle 7-related protein kinase-like. The transcript is spliced from 11 exons. Bases 53 to 1591 code for a protein of 512 amino acids. Lineage: Eukaryota; Metazoa; Mollusca; Bivalvia; Pectinida; Pectinidae. Gene Ontology annotation, biological process: protein phosphorylation; mitotic DNA damage checkpoint signaling. The record is from RefSeq and is a predicted model, not a curated record. Gene Ontology annotation, cellular component: nucleus. Gene Ontology annotation, molecular function: protein serine/threonine kinase activity; ATP binding.